GCCCGGGCGAUGCGUACGUUUAGUUAUGUUAUGAGUGCACGCGUGAUGAACAAAACGUUUCCAUAAAAUAAAAUAAAUACUCUAUUUAUUAUUAAAAUAAAUUAUUUUGAAUUUUAAUGUAGUGUUGUUAAGGUUUAGUUUCGAAGAAGUGUGGUGUGGUGUUUGUCGUGUGUAUUUAUUUUUUUAAAUUUUUUUUGUUUAUUUUAUAUUUGAAAUUGGAAAGUUAGUGACAAUGAUUAAAGUAAGCGAAAUCAUGAAGAUCGGUUUCAUUGGCGGCGGGAGGCUGGCCUUCGCCCUGGCCAACGGAUUUAUCUCAGCUGGUUUGGCAAAACCCGAUGAGAUCACGGCCAGUGUCCAUCCUGCCGAUGUCGUCAGUGCUGAAGCGUUUAAGAAACUGGGUGCGACAGCAGUGUUCGAGAACAAGCCAGUGGUGGAAAGAUCCGAGGUGGUGAUCGUAUCUGUGAAACCCGAUGUGGUGGUGCCAGUGCUGAAGGAAGUGAAGGACCUGCAGGCUUCGAAGAACAAGCUGUUCAUCUCUGUCGCUAUGGGAGUUACUACUGCUGCUAUUGAAAAGGUAUUACCAACAGAAGCUCGUGUGAUCAGAGUGAUGCCGAACACGCCAGCAUUGGUGCAGCAUGGAGCAGCCGCCCUCAGCCGAGGUACCCGAGCCACCGCCGAUGACGCCAAGCUCACCACACAGCUGUUCCAAGCCGUGGGUACUUGCGAUGAAGUGCCUGAAUAUCAGAUGGAUGCUGUUACUGCUUUGAGUGGUAGUGGACCUGCUUAUAUCUACAUGAUGAUAGAGUCGCUAGCUGAUGGCGGUGUGCGCUGCGGCCUGCCUCGCGACCUCGCCCUCCGCCUGGCUGCGCAGACCACGCUCGGCUCAGCAGCCAUGGUGAAGACCGGCACCCACCCGGCAGUACUGAAGGAUAACGUCACCAGUCCUGCUGGGUCCACCGCUGAUGGAACUUAUCAUUUGGAGCAAAAUGGUUUCCGUUCAGCUGUCAUCGGUGCGGUGGCGGCGGCCGCGGACAGAUGUAAAGUGGUGAACAGCCAGCUCAACAACAGUUAGUCCGCAGUCUGCAGCUUAUUCUAAUGUAAUUAGAUACAAAUUAUAUUACUUUAAGAGUACAACGAAUAUUAUUUUCGUAAAAUAAAUGAUUUCCAAUUUUA
This is a messenger RNA of Spodoptera frugiperda (fall armyworm), 1173 nucleotides long. RefSeq lists its product as uncharacterized. The record is from RefSeq and is a predicted model, not a curated record. Lineage: Eukaryota; Metazoa; Arthropoda; Insecta; Lepidoptera; Noctuidae. The transcript has 7 exons. Gene Ontology annotation, molecular function: pyrroline-5-carboxylate reductase activity. Bases 233 to 1072 code for a protein of 279 amino acids. Gene Ontology annotation, biological process: L-proline biosynthetic process.